This is a messenger RNA of Ictidomys tridecemlineatus (thirteen-lined ground squirrel), 3281 nucleotides long. RefSeq names its product CD22 molecule (gene Cd22). Gene Ontology annotation, molecular function: sialic acid binding; CD4 receptor binding; protein phosphatase binding. The record is from RefSeq and is a predicted model, not a curated record. NCBI's taxonomy places the organism in Eukaryota, Metazoa, Chordata, Mammalia, Rodentia, Sciuridae. Gene Ontology annotation, biological process: negative regulation of B cell receptor signaling pathway; B cell activation; regulation of B cell proliferation. Gene Ontology annotation, cellular component: external side of plasma membrane; extracellular exosome; early endosome.
UCUUGUUCUGCUCUUGAGAUACUCAAAAACAAGAAACUUGAUAAAAGUGGUGAGGUUUCAGUACUGAGACUUUCCCACUCGGUGACACUUCAUGCAAGAUCGCCUUUUCCUUCCUGAUGGCGACGCGCUCCUCCCUCCACCCUGGGGAUCCUGAAGCAUCAGUGUCACUGAGCAGAUUUCCCGCCAUUUCUGUCCAGAAUGGAAGGUCAUGGGAAUGACUGUAACCAGGUGGUGUCCCCAAACUACAAAUACCUUUAAGCACAAUGAUGUGAAGAGUUGUAGAGAAACCCGCUUGGAAAUUUGAUGCAGAAAACCCGUCCACUGACCCUAAGACCCGACCGUAGAGAUGGACGUGCCCCUUUUCAAUCUGACCCCAAGCCCACCUUCCUUCCACUGUUUCUUUUCCCUACUCUCCACAUCAUGAUGCCUCUUGGUCACCCUCGGAGUCAUGAGAGGCAGGAGGUGUGGCCAAGGAGAGUGAAAAUCAAUCAUUGGAGACUUCAGUGUACUUCCUGUUUCACUUGCAGAUGUCGCCAGGGUCUCUGAAGAGGGAAGACACGAGGAGACAGGCUCCAGCCCAGACACGACAUCAUGCAUCUCCUCGGUCCCUAUCUCUUCCUGCUUCUGGAAUAUUUGGCUUUCUCUAAUUCAAAUCCGUGGAUCUUCGAACACCCCGCCACCUUCUAUGCCUGGGAAGGGGCCUGCGUCUGGAUUCCCUGCACCUACAGAAUCCCAAAGGCGGAUGCACAAGUGGACAGGCUUGUCAUGUUCCACAAUCCUGAGUACAACGAAACCAUCAAACGCUACGUGGGGACUGUCCUCUAUAAUAACACAGUGAACAGGAAGUCCCCUUCUCAGCAGGGAAGGGUACGGUUCCUGGGAGACUCAAAAAAGAACUGCACCCUGAGCAUCGAGUCAUUGUACGUCAAUGACAGCGGCCGGCUGGGGCUGAGGAUGAUGACAAAGGACGACAAAUGGAUGGACCAUGUAAACCUCAGCAUCUCUAAAUCUCCUUUUCCACCUCGCAUCCAGAUCCCUCCAGAACUUCAGGAGUCCCAGACUGUCACUGUGACCUGCUUGUUGAACUUCACCUGCUUUGGAUAUGACAUUGAACUGCGGUGGGUCCUGGAGGGGCUCCCCUUCACCCCUGCUUCCUCCACCAUCUCCUCCUCACCUACCACCCAGAAUGUCUCUACCAAGAGCCAGAUCGACUUGAAACCGGAGUGGACUCACCACGGGAAGAACUUGACCUGCCAGGUGUGGCAUUCUGCCGAAGUGCUCUCCGAGGAGACGGUGCAGCUGAACGUGAAGCAUGUCCCCAAGGGGGUAACCACUGUGAUUGAGAGCCCCACACCGAUUCGAGAAGGAGACAGCGUGACCCUGCGCUGUAGGUACAACUCCAGUAACCCAACAGUUACCCGGUAUGAGUGGAGCCCCCAACGCUUGUGGAAUGAGCCAUCCCACGAGGUGAUGAAGAUUCAGAACGUUGCCUGGGACACCCCAUCCAUCUCCUGUUCCGCCUGUAACCAGUGGUGUUCGCCAGCUUCUCCCAUCGACCUGGAUGUCCAGUAUGCUCCCAAGGAGGUGAAGGUCCUGCAGAUCAGUUCCCUGUCAGAGAUUCGUGCUGGGAACCAGGUCCGACUUCAGUGCCACUUCUCAAAGAGCCACCCGGAAGAAGUCCACUUCUUCUGGAAGAAAAACGGAAGUCUUCUGGAAGCAAAAGGAAGAGAACUGAACUUUGACUCCGUCUCCCCGGAAGAUGCUGGAAAUUACAGCUGCUUGGUCCAAAACUCCAUAGGACAGUCAGCAUCUGAGGCCUGGAGGCUGCAAGUGCUAUAUGCACCUCGGAGGCUGUGGGUGUCCAUUACCCCGGGAGACAGAGUGAUGGAAGGGAGAAAGGCAGCCCUGACAUGUGAGAGCGAUGCCAACCCUCCCAUCUCACAGUACACCUGGUUUGACUGGAAUAACCAAGACCUCCAGUAUUCUGGCCAGACGCUGAGCUUGGAUCCUGUGAAGGUCGAGCACUCGGGCUCCUACUGGUGCAAGGGGGUCAACAAGCUGGGCGAGGGCGAGUCACCCCCCAGCACCCUCACCAUCUACUAUAGCCCGGAGACCAUCGCCAGGCGAACGACCAUGGGAAUUGGCAUCUGCCUGGCCAUCCUCAUCCUGGUCAUCUGGGGGGUGAAGCUUCAGCAAAACUGGAAGAGGACUCGGAGCCAACAGGGGCCUCAGGAAAAUUCCAAUGGUCGGAGCUUCUUUGUGAGGAAUAAAAAGGUUAGAAGGACCCUUCUCUCUGAAGGGCCCCACUCCCUGGGAUGCUACAAUCCGAUGAUGGAAGACAGCAUUAAUUAUGCUACUCUGCGCUUUCCGGAGACUGACACACCAGGAACUGGAGGUACAGGCCCCUCAGAAACACAAGGACCUCUCCCAAAUAAUGAAGACACUUACUCAGUGGUGCAGAGGUGUCAUGUGGGUGACUACGAGAACGUGGCUCCAAAUCUUCCAGAAGAUGACGGGAUUCAUUACUCGGAGCUCGUUCAUUUUGGGACUGGGGAGCGGCCUCGGGCACCAGAAGAUGUGGACUAUGUGACCCUCAAGCACUGACAGCAGGACACAGGCUGCGUUGGAUGUGCCCAGAGCCAAUGCGGCCAAGGAAACCCCAGGGUGUCCCCAGCUGCAGCUGUUCAGCUGCUAAGUCACAGGACCUUUUUUAAUCUCCCUACACACACACACACACACACACACACACACACACACAAUCACUGAGGAGAACCUGUGUCUGUCUGGUUCAGAGCCAUUUUCCUUCCCAGGAGUGGUAACCCUGACCCUCCUGAUCUUUUUCCAUUCUCCUUCCCACCCGGGAAAUUCACCUAUGCACCCAUCCAGGAUGGCACAGCCCCCUGUGUCCCACACCCGAGACACUGCCACCCUCCAUCCCCUCCUGAGCCCUCCCCUACUGCCCUGGGAUUGAUUUGACACUGUCUUGUCUUCCCUGUCCCUUGGACCUCCCCACCCCCACUGCCACCCACGAAUCCUAUGCUCACUUUCUGCUCCUGGGGAAAUCCCAGGGAAGGACAGAAAUGAGGUAGACAGAGGCAUGGUCCCCAGCUGGCUUCUCCUCUAGAAACUGUCUACAAGCCAGCUAAGCCUUCCGUGGAGGACGGUGCGGUGACAAGCCCCUGCCCUCGGGGUCUCGUGGACUGCGCAGAUGCACUGAGAAGAACAAAGAUCAUGUACAGAGAGUUGCACAAUAAAAAUGGCAUAGAGGCCACUUCCAGGAG